Tupaia belangeri chinensis (Chinese tree shrew) is the source of this 3955-nucleotide messenger RNA. RefSeq lists its product as uncharacterized. NCBI's taxonomy places the organism in Eukaryota, Metazoa, Chordata, Mammalia, Scandentia, Tupaiidae. The record is from RefSeq and is a predicted model, not a curated record.
GGACAGAGUGGUUAUCUGGCAGAUAGGGAGAGGAGGCUGGCCAGUGGCUGGCUGACUUCACUGGGGUUCCUGAGCCCCUCAGCUUCCUCAGGUUCCCUGAGUAGGGCGCCAUUUCUCAGUGGGGUGGGGCCCUGGUUUCCCACACUCUGUCAUUCCCCAGGUCACUGGGGGCUGUGAUGUGAAGGGUUGCCAUGGCAAUAAGGUGGGGGCAGGGCACCUAGGGCAUGGAGCAGGACUAUGGAAGCCACCAAGAAAGUGGGGGGCCCUAAUCCAUCGGGCCCCCAGGGCCACCCCUCGGCUGGUAGCCAGCAGUCGGGGGGUGGCCUCAGAGGGUCCCAGGGACCAUGGAUAAGCUCAGGGCCGCUGUACUUUCAGCAAGGGUUGUCGUUGUCCACCGAGACCAUUAUUGAUGGGGCCUGUUGCCCAGUCUCCCUGGCCCAUGUCCCUGAGCCCAUCCACCAGCUACUCCAGAACCCAGCUGAGGUUAGCUCCCAGGGUGGCUAUGACCAGCCCUCCCAGGAAGUCCUGAGAUUCUCUACCGCCAGCGUGUUUUCAAGACCCAUCGUGGGAGCCCAGCCACGCCUCGUCAUGGACGAUGGGACCAUGAGUCUCCCGGUGUGUACGCCCAGUGACGGCAUCAGUGACGCGGCCCAGCACAGGCUCUGCCACUCCCGGCUUCAGGUGCGGCUUCGGGAAGAGGGCAAGGCCCCAUCUAAGGUCCUGGUAGGGUGGGGCAAAGGUCCCUGCAGCCCCGACCCGAUGGUCCCCCCUGGCACCAGGAAGAGUCGGUGGCUGCCCUACUUCAUCUCAGGAGAGGACAAUGCAGACAAAGACCAAGGUCCUCUUCCGACUCCUGCUGUGGCUCUAGCCCAAGAUCAGGGCCAGGACCAGGGUCUGCAUCCAGCUCAGGCACCCAGCAUAGGUGCAGCUCCUUCUCUCCCAGUAGCUCCUGCAGCUCCAGCGCAAGCUGAUACCCCAGCUCUGGGUGGGACCCCAAUGCCUGUUGCAGCUGAAACACACCCUGGCACCCCUGACCACCUGCCUGACACCAAUACAGCCAACCAGGACCUCCCUCAAGACUGCGGGAGGUCCGUGUUCUUGGAGUCUUCCAACUCUUCCCACCAGGACAAAGGGGAUUUCCAUUCUAAAGAGGGGCCUCCUAUCCCAGCACCUCCUCUAGAAGAGUUCCCGGACCACGCUCAGGAGCACAAGGUGGCUGGGAGGCAGGGGCCACUCGAACAGCCUGAGAAUUCAGUGGAGAAGCCCCAGGUCUACACCUCUGGGCUAGGCAGUUCAACACCAGGCCUGGAGCCCCCAGGGACCCCCAAGUCCCGAAGAACUAACCAGGAGAUGUGCAGCUCUCAGCCAGACAAGCAACCCCUCAAUAUCUGCAACAAGACCUCCUCCAAUGUGCCAGUGCCCCCGUAUGGUGUAACCUAUCCCGGGCAGUUCCCAGUCCAGGCUCCCAGGGAGGCCAUGCCAAUCCCCUCAAGUGCCCCUACCUGCCAGCUUCGGGAAGCUGUGGAAGAUCGUGUGCUGGUGUUCGACAUGGCCACGGGCAGCACCAGAAUGGGGCUGCUAUGCCACGACCCCAUGGGCUCCCGGGCCGUUCUGGUGGGUCUAAUGCCCAGCCACCCGUCCACCUAUGCCCCUGAAAAUACGCUACCCACCCGGCCACUGGCCAGGCCCUUCCUUUCCCCUGAGGGUAAUAGCUCCUCCUUCUGGCCCACCGCAUCUGUGCUGUCCAGUCCUGUUCCCUCCAGCCUGUCAUCUGGCAGCUACCGAGAGGUGGCCCUGGUUCCCAAGGAGGCCAGGCUCAACCUGGAGUCACGAGACUCCCCUGGGACUGAAUCACCACUCAGGGUUGGGGUGCUCGCUGGGCCUGUUCCUCUGCUGAUGCCUCUCCAGUUUGGUGAGAGGAGGUUGACCCAUGUCCCUGAUCCCAGCUGGCCCAAACAGGAUGCUGAAAAGAAUGAACCCAGUCACACCAUCUGGAAGCUGGACUCCUCCAGGUUGCCAGAUGCAGCCUUGGCCCAGACCAAGAAACUUCAGUGGAUGAACUCAGAGCCAGUGCCACCAGCCAGUACCCAGGAAGUGCCCAGAUCCCUGCCCCCAGAGGGCACAGACAGCCACAACCAGAAAGAGGUCAUCACUGCUCACCCUGAUAACCCUCAGGCCAAAGGUUCUGGGCAGGCCCCACUCAUUGGCCAGCCCAUCCUCAACGGACAGGCCCUCCUUCCUGGCCAACCCCCUUCUACCAAGAAGCAACCCUCCCUUUCUGAUCAGCCCCCUCUCGCUGGGAAGACCCCUCUUGGCAGGCAGCUUUCUCUCACCAGGCAGGCACCCCUCACUGAGGAGACCAUUGUUUCUAAUGAGCCCCCCAUCAUCAAGGAGCCCACCCUUACGAGAGGGCCCCCCACCACUGGGGAGUCUGGCCAGGCCUCCACCCAGGAAGGGGAGCCCUUGGGCCUGUCUACCAAUAUGGGGGUACUCCGAGUGACCCCAGCCCCCGAAGAGACAUGGGGCUACCUGGGUGGAGAAAAGGUUGGCAUGGGCAGCACUCGAAGUCUCAGCAUGCAUGGGGUCUCAUCCCGGCAACCUGGCAGCUCCCCCAGGAGUGGCCGGUUCAAGUUGACAGCCGAGGACGUCACACACUCAUCUGUGGUCACGCACCUUGGCCUGCUCCGAGGGACCUGUUAUGAGCUGGUGUCCACCAUGGAGGCUGUGCCAGUACAGUCACCGGUGCUCUACCGCCACUCUCUGGGCCCCUAUGAGGACAUGGCGGCUGUGGUGAUUGACACAGGCACAGGGUUCACCAAGUGUGGACUGGCUGGAGAGGACCACGUUCUCAGUGUGAUACCUUCCCAAGUCCAGCUGCUGCAGCACGCGUCCCAGGGCCAGCCCCGGUAUGCGGUGCCUGAGGACCGAGAGGAUGCACUGGAGGUGCUGUGGCAGCACCUGUUCUACUGCAGGCUGGGCGUGCAGCCCGAGGAACUGGCUGUGCUCGUGGCCGACUCACCCAUCUCCCCACGAACCAACCGAGAGAAGGUGGCUGAAAUCCUCUUCGAGCGUUUCCAUGUGCCGGCCAUGCAGACAGUGCAUCAGGCCCUGCUGGCGCUCUACGCCUGUGGACGUACCACUGGGCUGGUGCUGGGCAGCGGCCAUGGCACCUCCUAUGUGGCUCCCAUCCUCACUGGGGACUUGGCCCCACUUGACACCUACCGGCUGGAUGUGGCUGGUGCUGACCUCACCGAAUACCUGGCUCAGCUGCUGGCGGCAAGUGGCCAGUCAUUGCCCAAGGCAGGGCUGGCCAACCAGAUUAAAGAGGCUGCUUGCUACCUAGCCAUGAAUAUGGCGGGGGGGGGGGGGCGCCCCCAGGCCCGGGUGGACUUUGUGCUCCCAGAUAAACAGGUUAUCACACUGGGCUCUGAGCGCUUCUGCUGCCCCGAGGCCCUCUUCCAGCCUAAUUUGCUAGGCCUCAACCAGCCGGGCCUCCCACAGCUAGCCCUCCUAAGCAUCAGUCGGCUGGAGGCCAAGCAGCAGGAGCAGCUGCUGGCCAACGUGGUGCUGGAGGGUGGCAGCACCCUGUUGAGUGGCUUCCCCGAGCGCCUGAAACAGGAGCUGGGCCCUCAUGCCUCCGUGCUGAGCUCUCCCCACCGUGCAGUGGCUGCCUGGCUUGGGGGUUCCAAAAUGGCAUCCCGGGACUCCUUUCAGAGCCUGUGGCUCAGACGCCGUGAGUACGAAGAGGAAGGCCCGUGGGCUAUCUACAAGUACCAGCUGUGAGCACAUAAAGUUCUGCUUCUGCUUGCUUUGGGCAUUGUGGCAUGUUUCAGGCACAGAGUGGGGUCGGGAAAGCAGGAGGCUAGGCAUGGGGUUGGGGACCUGGCUCUCCUAAAGUGCAUCCUGCUCUGCACUCAGAACUCCAUGGACCUUGGCCAUCUGCCCUUUGUGGGGA